This is a messenger RNA of Myotis daubentonii (Daubenton's bat), 1738 nucleotides long. It is a transcript of the gene PTOV1, whose product is annotated as PTOV1 extended AT-hook containing adaptor protein. Gene Ontology annotation, cellular component: mediator complex; transcription regulator complex. Gene Ontology annotation, biological process: positive regulation of transcription by RNA polymerase II. NCBI's taxonomy places the organism in Eukaryota, Metazoa, Chordata, Mammalia, Chiroptera, Vespertilionidae. The record is from RefSeq and is a predicted model, not a curated record.
GAGGCCCACUGUGCCUUCCAAUCGCCUCGCUCCCCGCCCCGCACACCCUCCCGCUCCCGGAGCCCCCGCCACAGUUUGGUACACGCUGGCCACGCCCCUCUCGGCGCUCUUGGUAUGCGCCGCGCUCCCCCCGCUCCCCGCAGUGGUUCGGCCGCGACGACCCCUCUUCGGCGGCGCGGCCCCCGCGCUUGGUACGGCCCAUCCCGUUUUCCCGAGAGCCGCCUACUCGCGCCCCUCAGUCGGUGGAGCCCGCAGCCCCCUGCGCGGCCCGUGGCAUCCGCACAGUCUGCUCGACCCGCGCCCGUCAUGGUCCGUCCGCGCCGCGCUCCGCACCGCUCCGGCGCUGGGGGCCCCCUCGGGGGUCGCGGCCGCCCCCCGCGGCCCCUCACGGUGCGCGCCGCCCGCUCACGCUCCUGGCCCGCCAGCCCCCGGGGCCCGCAGCCGCCGCGGAUCCGGGCCCGCUCGGCCCCUCCCAUGCAAGGUGCCCGGGUGUUCGGGGCCCUGGGCCCCAUCGGGCCCUCCUCGCCGGGGCUGGCCCUCGGGGGCCUGGCGGUGAGCGAGCACCGGCUCAGCAACAAGCUGCUGGCCUGGAGCGGCGUCCUCGAGUGGCAGGAGAAGCGCAGGCCCUUCUCUGACUCCAACGCGAAGCUGAAGCGGACCCUCCCCUGCCAGGCCUACGUGAACCAGGGCGAGAACCUGGAGACCGACCAGUGGCCACAGAAGCUGAUCAUGCAGCUGAUCCCGCAGCAGCUGCUGACCACCCUGGGCCCCCUGUUCCGCAACUCGCAGCUGGCGCAGUUCCACUUCACCAACCGGGACUGCGACUCCCUCAAGGGGCUCUGCCGCGUCAUGGGCAACGGCUUCGCGGGCUGCAUGCUCUUCCCCCACAUCUCCCCCUGUGAGGUGCGCGUGCUCAUGCUCCUGUACUCGUCCAAGAAGAAGAUCUUCAUGGGCCUCAUCCCCUACGACCAGAGCGGCUUCGUCAACGCCAUCCGGCAGGUCAUCACCACCCGCAAGCAGGCAGUGGGACCCGGUGGUGUCGCGGGCCCAGUGCAGAUUGUCAACAACAAGUUCCUGGCGUGGAGCGGAGUCAUGGAGUGGCAGGAGCCCAGGCCUGAGCCCAACAGUCGGUCUAAGAGGUGGCUGCCGUCGCACGUCUACGUGAACCAGGGCGAGAUCCUGAGGACGGAGCAGUGGCCGAGGAAGCUGUACAUGCAGCUCAUCCCGCAGCAGCUGCUCACCACCCUGGUGCCGCUGUUCCGGAACUCCCGCCUGGUGCAGUUCCACUUCACCAAGGACCUGGAGACGCUGAAGAGCCUGUGCCGGAUCAUGGACAACGGCUUUGCCGGCUGCGUGCACUUUCCCUACAAGGCCUCGUGCGAGGUGCGCGUGCUCAUGCUGCUGUACUCCUCGGAGAAGAAGAUCUUCAUCGGCCUCAUCCCCCACGACCAGAGCAACUUCGUCAACGGCAUCCGGCGUGUCAUUGCCAACCAGCAGCAGGUCCUGCAGCGGAACCUGGAGCAGGAGCAGCAGCAGCGAGGGAUGGGGGGGUAGUGGCCCCCCUGGCCUGGGCCCCUCUAGGAGUCACAGACGAGGCCCCCGGUGACACUGGUCGGAUGCUUCUGAGCAGGGCGCUUGGAGACCGCAGCUGCCCCCCGAGACGGCGGACAGCGCCCUGAGACGUCUCCGAGGACAGUGCCAUCCAUGUACGUUUCCCCAAUAAAGUCUUUUAAAAGCC